AUGGAAAGCACAAGGAGCAACGACACCACGGCCAAAGCGCCACCAUUCCACUUCUCACACGACGCGUCCCUGGCGCAGUUCAGCGUGCCCUUCAAAAGCUGGAUCCAGACGAACGGCAAGCCGUGGGACGGCGUCGCCACGGGGGCCCUGGUGUUCGACGCCCGCGGCCGCGUCCUCCUCGUCCAGCGCACGAGCCACGACUCCAUGCCGGACCUGUGGGAGGUCCCGGGGGGAGCGGUCGACGCCGACGACGCCAGCAUCCUGCACGGCUGCGCCAGGGAGCUCUGGGAGGAGGCAGGGCUGGCGGCGCGCCGCGUGGCCCGCCUGGUCACCGAGGGCCCCGGGGCCGACGCCUUCCAGGAGUUUAGGAACAGCACGCGGUCCAAGUUGAUUGGCAAGUUCCAGUUCGAGGUCGAGGUCGAGGUCGCCGACGGCCAGGCGGUGAGGCUGGAUCCCAAUGAGCACCAGGACUUUGUGUGGGCGACCGAGGACGAGGUUGAGCGCGAGGAGGUCGGCGGCAAGAAGAUCCCGAUUACCAAGAGGAGCCACAAGCUUGUCAUUCUGGAAGGCUUCAGGCUACGCAAAGGCGCGCAGAGGGGAUAG
This is a messenger RNA of Metarhizium brunneum ARSEF 3297, 603 nucleotides long. RefSeq lists its product as uncharacterized. The record is from RefSeq and is a predicted model, not a curated record. Gene Ontology annotation, cellular component: cytosol; peroxisome. Lineage: Eukaryota; Fungi; Ascomycota; Sordariomycetes; Hypocreales; Clavicipitaceae. Gene Ontology annotation, molecular function: NADH pyrophosphatase activity. Gene Ontology annotation, biological process: NAD+ catabolic process; NADP+ catabolic process.